Pundamilia nyererei is the source of this 2280-nucleotide messenger RNA. It is a transcript of the gene slc27a6, whose product is annotated as solute carrier family 27 member 6. Gene Ontology annotation, cellular component: endoplasmic reticulum membrane; plasma membrane. The transcript is spliced from 10 exons. The record is from RefSeq and is a predicted model, not a curated record. Gene Ontology annotation, biological process: long-chain fatty acid metabolic process; long-chain fatty acid import into cell. Gene Ontology annotation, molecular function: long-chain fatty acid transmembrane transporter activity; long-chain fatty acid-CoA ligase activity. NCBI's taxonomy places the organism in Eukaryota, Metazoa, Chordata, Actinopteri, Cichliformes, Cichlidae. The coding region runs from base 138 to 2009 and encodes 623 amino acids.
UGCGGAAAUUGACAUUUCUGGACGGUCCCUGUUACGCCACUUGCCACACCGUGUUUAUUACCUGGAACGUUGAAGGGCGCGCAGUGGCUACCUUUCAGUGCGACAUUCCUCUCCUCUCGUGGUCCUUAGCAGUGAGCAUGACUCUGUGUCUGGGAUGUCUGUCCGUUCUCGUGGCUCUUGCUUUAUCAGUUUAUGUUCUGCAAAAACUCUGCUUCCCAUACUUUUGGAGAGAUCUUCUUUUUCUGCAGAAAGUCGUCAGAUACGGUGUGAAACUGGAGGUAUUCAAGCUGACUUCCAGCGUGCGCACGGUCCUGGACAGGUUCCUCCAGCAGGUACAGCGCAUCCCGGACAAACCGUUUGUAAUCUACGACGGGAACGUCCACACCUACCGGGACAUUGAUCGGCGUAGCAAUAGACUGGCAAAUGUGUUCCUGGAGAAAGCCAACUUGAGGAAAGGAGACUGCGUUGCCUUGCUCAUGAACAACGAGCCCGACUUUUUGUGCGUUUGGUUCGGGUUAGCGAAGGUCGGCUGCUCGGUUGCUUUCCUCAACACUAACAUCAAGUCCAAGUCUCUGUUGCACUGCUUUAACUCCUGUGGAGCUAAAACUCUAAUAGUUGGUUCAGACUUAGUGGAAGACCUGGAUGGCAUCCUAAACAGUCUGCUGUCGGACAACAUCCAGGUGUGGGCAAUGAGGAGCUGGACCAAACACACGGAGGUGCACUCUCUGCUGGAUAAGCUUGAAUCUGCAUCUGAGAAGCCUGUACCAGCAGCACUGCAUGCUGCCACUUCUCUCAAAACUCCUACACUCUACAUCUUUACGUCAGGAACAACUGGUCUUCCUAAGGCUGCAGUGAUCUCUCACCUCCAGAGCCUGAAGGCAGCAGCAGGUUUUUGGGCAUUUGGGGCAACUGAAGAUGAUGUAAUUUAUGUCACCUUGCCACUCUAUCACAGCGCAGCAUCCCUUAUUGGUGUAGGUGGAACUAUAGAGCUAGGCGCAACCUUAGUCUUGAAGAAGAAGUUCUCAGCCUCUCAGUUCUGGAAUGACUGCAGAAAACAUGAUGUUACUAUUUUCCAGUAUAUUGGUGAACUCUGCAGGUACCUCUGCAACCAGACAAAGACAGAGCUUGAUAAAGUUCAUAAGGUGCGGAUGGGAGUGGGAAAUGGGCUGCAUCAGGAUGUGUGGCAGGAGUUCCAAAGUCGCUUUGGGAAAAUCAAAAUGUGUGAAGUAUAUGGCUCCACUGAAGGAAAUCUGUGUUUCAUGAACCACAUUGGCAAGAUUGGAUCAGUAGGCCGCUCCAACUUCUUUUACAGGCUCCUGUUUAAGUAUGAUUUGGUGAAGUAUGACAUUGUGAAAGAUGAACCAGUGAAAGAUCAGUAUGGUUUCUGCCGGCGAGUGGACAAGGGUGAGAUGGGGCUUUUACUUUCCAAGGUCAGCGCUAUUAGCCCAUUCUUUGGCUACGCUGGAAGCAAGGAACUGACUGAAAAGAAGCUGAUGAGAAAUGUGUUUGUCAAGGGUGAUGCCUACUUUAACACAGGCGAUCUCAUGGCGGAAGACCAUGAGGGCUUCAUUUUCUUUAGAGACCGAGUCGGAGACACAUUCAGGUGGAAGGGUGAAAAUGUAGCCACGACAGAGGUGACAGAGAUUCUUGGGCUGGUAGAUUUUAUCCAAGAAGUCAACGUGUAUGGAGUGCAAGUACCAGGACACGAGGGCAGAGGAGGAAUGGCAUCAAUCAUUGUAAGACCGGGCUUCAUAUUUGAUGGAAAGAAGCUGUUUGAGCAUGUAGUGAGGGAUCUACCAGGAUACGCUCGUCCACUUUUCAUAAGGCUUCAGGAGGUCAUGGAAACGACAAGUACCUUCAAACAGCAAAAGUUCCAUCUGGUGCAGAGUGGUUUCAACCCCUCAAAAGUCAGUGAUCCUCUCUAUGUGUUGGACUACAAGCAAAAGAGCUACAUUCCUCUGACAGACACGAUCUACCAGAGCAUCAGUGCUGGAGAGCACAAGCUAUAGAACUCACAAGUAUGAGUGUGACUAUACAGUUUUAAAUAGUGCACAAGAGUUUGAAAAUGUUUAAUGAAUAUUAAACAUCUGACACAUAAUAUGAACCUGAAUGUGUUACUAUGUCACAGCAAUCCAAUGACUAAGCCUAAUGAAGUACUUCAAAUGGAAAACUAGAAAAGAUCUUCAGAUCUUUUGGAUUUGAUGACACUGUAGAUAUUAGUAGUAAUAAUAAAUGCAAUUUUGGAAGAAUUCAGACAAUAAAUUAUACCUUUUUACAUCA